Molecule: messenger RNA, 1479 nt
Organism: Mycetomoellerius zeteki
Lineage: Eukaryota; Metazoa; Arthropoda; Insecta; Hymenoptera; Formicidae
Exons: 5
Coding region: 200-1435 (411 amino acids)
Source: RefSeq, a predicted model, not a curated record
AACAAUUCAACCAAUCGUAAUUAGAGAGAAUAAGAAGAAAGAACAUAAAUUAAGUAAACUGUUUGCAUUAUCUUGUCAAAUUAUACGCGGAAACUUUGGACCAAUUAAUUCAAGAUCAUCCGGAUCACUCUAUCGAGGAACUGCCAAAAACGGCACUCUUAUAGUUGAGACAAUUAUCAAUAGACAUACAUAUUACACAAUGGAUGAUAUAUGGGACGAUUCUACUUUUCUUUUAACAAUUGCCUUGUGGUCUGGAUUAUUAGUUAUCUUGAAAAGAAAACAACGUAAACAGAGAAGAUUUUGGGUGAGGCCUAUAUAUGAAAAUCGAUGUCAACAAGGAGACUUUGUUGCUUUAUUUCAAGUAUUAAAGGAUGACAGUAAAAUGUUUUUUAAAUAUACAAGAAUGACACUCGAGUGUUUUUAUAUUUUACUAGAAAUGAUAUCUCCAAAACUUGAAAAACAAAACUGGAGAGCUCUGCCACCUGAACUACGCUUAUCUUUAACACUCAGAUAUUUAGCUACUGGUGAUCAAGUAUCCUUAGCAAUGGCAUACCGUAUUGGAGAAUCGACAGUACGUGCUAUUAUAAAAGAAACAACUAAAGCCAUUUCGAGUGUUUUACUUCCUAAAAUAUUACAGCCACCAUCUGUAGCAGACUUUAUGCGAAUUAGUGCAGGAUUCCUUGAAAAGUGGAAUUUUCCAAAUUGUUUGGGUUCGUUUGGUGGCAAACAUUGCGUUAUUCAAGCUCUUUCACGAUCUGGCAGUUUAUACCACAACUAUAAAAAAACAUUUAGUAUAGUAUUAAUGGCUGCUUGUGAUUCAAAUUAUAAAUUCACCUUAGUCAAUAUCGGCUCGUAUGGAAGUCAAAAUGAUGCAGGUAUAUUUUAUGAAUCUGAAUUCGGAAGUAUGUUAAGAUCACAAAAGUUGAAUGUGCUGAGAAAAAAGGAAAAAUUGCCAGGAAGUAAUGAAACAGCUGGAUAUUUUUUUAUUGGAGAUGAAGGGUUUCCUUUAUCAAUGAAUCUAAUGAGACCUUAUUCAGGCAGAAACUUAAAUGAAAACAAAAAUAUAUUUAACUAUAGAUUAUCACGUGCACGAAGGAUGAUAGAGAAUGCAUUUGGAAUUUUAGUUUCUCGUUGGAGAGUACUACGUAAACCUAUAUGCAUGCAUCCUAACACUGUUGACAGUAUAAUCUUGAGUACAAUAUGCCUUCAUAACUUUUUAAAAAGUUUUGAAGAACAGCAGUCUGCAACCUAUAAUAGAGUUUAUUGUCCUCCUAACUUCACUGAUGUUGAAAAUAAUGGAGAUGUAAUAAACGGUGCUUGGAGAGAAAAUGAUGUACAUAUUCAAGGCAUUCCAAACAAGGCAAACCAUGCAAUGCUCGUCGAGCCACAAUUGAAGCAUAUGAACAACGAAAUAAACUCACAAAUUAUAUUUUAACUUCAGAAGGAGAAAUACCAUGGCAGUAUGAAUAUGUAAGAAGG